AUGUCGCACGAAGGGAAACCGAUCACGUGUAAAGCCGCGGUGGCCUUUGCGCCCAAGCAACCGCUGGAGGUCGUCGACGUCGUCGUCGCUCCUCCCCAAGCGGGCGAGGUGAGGAUCAAGAUCAUGUUCACCGCGCUGUGUCACACCGACGCGUACACCCUGGACGGUUUCGACAGCGAGGGGAAGUUCCCGUGCGUGCUCGGACACGAAGCCGCGGGCGUGGUUGAAUCCGUCGGCUCCGGAGUGACGUCGUGCAAACCAGGCGAUCGCGUGAUCCCGUGUUACCAGGCGUACUGCGCCGACAUCUCCGAGAACCCGUGCGAGCACUGUUUGCACCCGAAAUCGAACCUGUGCCAGGCGGUUCGAGCGUGGACCGGUCGCGGGGUGAUGAAGACGGAUGAAAAGCCGAGGUUCACGCUCGCGCGCGACGGGAGCGAGAUUUUUCACUUCAUGGGAACGUCGACGUUUUCAGAGUACACGGUGGUGCACGAGGUGGCGGUGGCGAAGGUGAACAACGACGCGGCGCCGCUCGAUAAGGUGUGCCUGCUCGGAUGCGGUGUGUCCACUGGAUGGGGCGCGGUGCACAAUACGGCGGGCGUCGAAGCCGGGAGCACGGUGGCCGUCUUCGGUCUCGGCGCGGUUGGCUUAGCGUGCAUCGAGGCGGCGGUCGAGGCCGGCGCGCGUCAAAUUAUCGGUGUGGACACGAACGACGAGAAGGAGGCGAUCGCGCGCCAAUUUGGGGCGACCGAUUUUGUCAAUCCGACCAAGUUUCCGGGCAAGGACACGCAGAGCGUCAUCGUGGAGAUGACCAACGGCGGCGUCGAUUACUCCUUCGAGUGCGUCGGUAACGUCAACGUCAUGCGAAGCGCGCUCGAGUGUUGCAGGAAGGGUUGGGGCACGUCCGUCAUCGUCGGCGUCGCUGCUGCUGGCACGGAGAUCUCGACGAGACCGUUCCAACUCGUCACCGGUCGCACCUGGAAGGGGACUGCUUUCGGAGGGUACAAGAGCCGCGUUGCGGUUCCGAAGCUCGUCGAAAAGGUCAUGUCCGGCGGAGAUAAGGCGAACCUAGACAAAUACAUCACGCAUCGCAUGAAGUUUGAGCAAAUCAACGAGGCUUUCGACUUGCUGCACGCGGGCAAGUGUUUGCGUUGCGUGUUGUCCAUGGACUGA
This is a messenger RNA of Ostreococcus tauri, 1170 nucleotides long. Its product is annotated as Alcohol dehydrogenase superfamily, zinc-type. Gene Ontology annotation, molecular function: zinc ion binding; S-(hydroxymethyl)glutathione dehydrogenase [NAD(P)+] activity. Gene Ontology annotation, biological process: formaldehyde catabolic process. Gene Ontology annotation, cellular component: cytosol. Bases 1 to 1170 code for a protein of 389 amino acids. The record is from RefSeq and is a predicted model, not a curated record. The transcript has a single exon. Lineage: Eukaryota; Viridiplantae; Chlorophyta; Mamiellophyceae; Mamiellales; Bathycoccaceae.